Gadus chalcogrammus (walleye pollock) is the source of this 2517-nucleotide messenger RNA. Its product is annotated as extracellular calcium-sensing receptor-like. Lineage: Eukaryota; Metazoa; Chordata; Actinopteri; Gadiformes; Gadidae. The annotation marks the transcript as partial. The transcript is spliced from 8 exons. Gene Ontology annotation, biological process: G protein-coupled receptor signaling pathway. Gene Ontology annotation, molecular function: G protein-coupled receptor activity. Gene Ontology annotation, cellular component: membrane. The record is from RefSeq and is a predicted model, not a curated record.
UUGUUUAUUAGAUUUAGUCAUGUAGGUUUCAGACAAGCCCAGACCAUGGCAUUUGCUGUUGACGAAAUUAACAGAAACUCCAAACUUCUUCCUAAUAUAUCAUUGGGAUACAAUCUAUAUGAUAGCUGUGGAAACCUAUGGAACGCAUUGAGUGCAGCUCUGUCUAUGACCAGUGGCAGCGGAGAGCCAUUUCAAUUAAAUGAGACCUGUUACGGUUAUCCUCCUGUGCUAGGAAUUGUGGGAGAUUCUUCCUCAACACGUACUAUUGCUAUUUCUAGCAUAGUAAGCUUGUAUAGGGUACCAAUGGUGAGUUAUUAUUCCACAUGUUCCUGUCUGAGUGACAGGAGGCAGUUCCCAUCUUUCUUUAGAACUAUUCCAAGUGAUGCAUUUCAGGUGCGAGCUAUGCUCCAAAUUCUGAGGCGGUUUAAGUGGACUUGGUUAGGCCUGUUAGUCAGUGAUGAUGACUACGGACUCAACGUUGCCCGAUCCUUCCAGUCAGACCUGGCCCUCUCUGGGGGAGGCUGUCUGGCUUAUCUAGAGGCUCUGCCUAAGAGUAAUGAUGUAGAUGAUCUGCAAAGGAUUGUUGGCAUAAUGAAGAAAUCCACAUCCCGUGUGGUUAUUGCUUUUGCACAUGCAAGCAACAUGCUUAAACUCAUGGAAGAGGUGGUAAGGCAGAAUGUUACGGGCCUACAAUGGAUGGCCAGUGAAGCCUGGACUACAGCCGUUGUUCUUCAGACCCCCAGCUACAUGCCUUUUCUUGCAGGCACUCUGGGCAUUGCCAUCCGCCGGGGAGAGAUACCAGGCCUCAGGGACUUCCUACUGAGAAUACGGCCUGACAAGGACACACUCAGCAACCAGGACAACAAUUUAGUGCGGCAGUUUUGGGAGCACGUAUUUCACUGCAAGUUUAUGACCACUGAUAUGGAGUUUGAUGGGAAGACCCAGGGAAAACUUUGUACAGGGAAUGAGAUUUUAAAGAAUAUAGAGACGGAAUUCCUGGAUCUGUCUAACCUCAGGCCAGAGUACAAUGUGUACAAGGCAGUAUAUGCCCUGGCACAUGCCCUACAUGACAUUCUGCAGUGUGUUCCAGGAAGUGGGCCUUUCAAAGAGCAAAGCUGUGCCCGUUUACAGGGACUAGAGCCAUGGCAGCUGUUAAAUUACUUGCAAAGGGUCAAUUUCACAACAGAUUUUGGUGAUCAAGUCUCAUUUGAUGAAAGUGGGGAUGUUUUACCAAUCUACGAUGUGAUGAACUGGAUGUGGCUCUCAGAUGGAACCACAGAGGUCAGAAAUGUGGGAGAGGUCAACGAAUUGGCUUCAAGACUCGAUAAUCUUAUCCUUCAGGAAAAGCAAAUCUUUUGGAAUUUUGAAUCUAAAAAGCCUCCCAAGUCAGUCUGUAGUGAGAGCUGUCCCGCAGGCACACGCCUGGCCAGAAAGAACGGGGAACCUGUCUGCUGCUUCGACUGCAUUUCUUGUUCAGAAGGACAAUUUAGCAAUAAGACAGAUUCAACACAAUGUACCAGCUGUCCAGAGGAGUUUUGGUCCAACCCCCAACGUGAUCACUGCGAACCCAAAAUCAUCGAGUUUCUUUCCUAUAUGGAACCCCUGGGCAUCUCCUUGACCACUGCUUCAUUAUCUGGCACACUUUUAUGCACAAUUGUUUUUGGAAUCUUCACUCAUCAUCGGACAACGCCAGUGGUCAGGGCCAACAACUCAGAGCUUAGCUUCCUCAUUCUGCUGUCACUCAAAUUAUGCUUCUUGUGCUCCUUGCUUUUCAUUGGUCACCCAAGGCUGUGGACUUGUCAGUUGAGGCAAGCAGCCUUUGGGAUCAGCUUUGUGCUCUGUGUCUCGUGUAUCCUUGUGAAGACCAUGGUUGUUCUGGCGGUAUUCAAGGCCUCCAAACCAGGUGGUGGUGGUACUCUGAAGUGGUUUGGGGUAAUGCAACAGAGAGGGACUGUUGUAUUUCUUACUUUAAUACAAGCAGUAAUAUGUACAACCUGGCUAAUGUCGUCCUCACCAACACCUCAUAAAAACACACAGUACUACAAAGACAAGAUAAUAGUCGAGUGUGUAGUGGGAUCGACAGUUGGAUUUGGAGUUUUACUAGGAUAUAUUGGAUUACUAGCUAUUCUAAGUUUCUUACUUGCUUUCUUGGCCCGGAAUCUACCAGAUAACUUCAAUGAGGCAAAGUUUAUCACAUUCAGCAUGUUGGUCUUCUGUGCUGUUUGGAUAGCCUUCAUCCCAGCUUAUAUCAACUCUCCUGGAAAAUAUGCAGAUGCUGUAGAGGUUUUUGCCAUUCUAGCUUCCAGUUUUGGGCUAUUACUGGCCCUAUUUGGACCGAAGUGUUACAUAAUAAUCCUGAAGCCUGAGAAAAACACAAGAAAAGCUUUAAUGGGGCGAGGAACACCAAUAUCAUAAAAACAUGGUUAUCUGGCAACCCUUUUAAAAGAUUACUACAUUACCUACUUUCUAUUAUAACUUCAUUUUAAAUUGCAGUUUAAAAUCAUUUCAGAUCUCAAA